AUGCCCGAUGGCUUAGAAGGCCGAUAUAUUAGACUUAAAGUUUUCGGCGUAAAAAGUCUUCAAGUCCCUUCCGAGCCCAUUCCCGCAGGCAUCUACGUAUCCAUCAAUGUUGACUCGACAAGAGUCCGAUCAUCCGACGAAUCUGUAGCGUGGGGAAAUCCUCUGACCUCAAGUCCAUGGAGAUUCUCAUCACUAGAUGCUUCACUUGCAUUAUCGCAGUGGGCGUCAAAACAUCCUUCAAGCUUGAUCGAAUGCUGGGCAAUGGAACUCAUCGGAAAACUUGACACUUUGUGGGAUGACCUGCUCGAUCACGGAGAUGAGCCUUUCGGGCGAGUCCUGCUUCUCAUCAUGCACAUCUACUAA
This is a messenger RNA of Suillus clintonianus, 363 nucleotides long. RefSeq lists its product as uncharacterized. The record is from RefSeq and is a predicted model, not a curated record. Lineage: Eukaryota; Fungi; Basidiomycota; Agaricomycetes; Boletales; Suillaceae. The transcript is spliced from 3 exons. Bases 1 to 363 code for a protein of 120 amino acids.